Messenger RNA from Dicentrarchus labrax (European seabass), 6314 nucleotides. It is a transcript of the gene tshz3b, whose product is annotated as teashirt zinc finger homeobox 3b. NCBI's taxonomy places the organism in Eukaryota, Metazoa, Chordata, Actinopteri, Moronidae. The transcript has 3 exons. Gene Ontology annotation, molecular function: DNA binding; DNA-binding transcription factor activity, RNA polymerase II-specific. Gene Ontology annotation, biological process: regulation of transcription by RNA polymerase II. The coding region runs from base 987 to 4655 and encodes 1222 amino acids. The record is from RefSeq and is a predicted model, not a curated record. Gene Ontology annotation, cellular component: nucleus.
GCUCCAGCCAGCCUGCAUGCAUGGGAGCAGCCUGAGCCCGUCCCCUCCUCCUCCUCCUCCUCCUCCUGUACAUUAUUACAACAAGGGAGACCCAAUCAAGCACGUAUCUCGUCGAUUCACUCACACACAGACACACGCACACCACCACGCACUCGCGCGCGCGCGCACGCACGCACACAUACUGACUGUGUGACUUGCCCUCAGCGGAUUUUUCAAAGCGCUCUCGGACAAAAUAUCGUAGCCGUGCCAGGCAGGGCAGCGUGUGGGCGACCAGUCCCGGUCGUCACCUCCUCCUCUUUCUCCUUCUCCUCGUUUCGCCUCCGCUGUCGGUCCUGAGAAUAACAAACUGAAAAAGCUGCAUGUGGCUCUUUUUUUUCCGCUCGCCGCCAACAGGACUUGCCAGAGGCGAAUGGAUUUUAUGAGAUGGUUUCAGGCACGUUUCAGCUGGUCCACCUCUUGGCUUUGAAUUGUGCGUGAUUACCGGGAGGGGAGAAGCGAAAACCUCAUGGAUAGCGCGGCGGAGGAUCAGCCCGUAAACUCGCCUGUUGCAGCCUCCGACGCCAAGUAAAGAGGAUCACACGGAGGCACACGGCGCUUUUUUAAACCUCCCUUCUCUGUUUUUCUACCGCGGAGCCCCCUCUGUUCCUGCUCCCGCCGCGUCCAUCCAAGUCGGAGCGGGCGAGACAGCGACCGACAGAGAGAGCAGCCAACCGGGGGUUGAUUUCCCCCUCUCGCUCUCCCUAUUUUUUCUUUUUUUUUCUUUUUUACUAUCUUCGCAUCUACUGGCUCUUUCUCCUCUGAUUUAUUUUUGUGUUCGAAAACUGCACACCCUCCCCUCCUUACACACACACCCACCCCGAUCUAUGUGGGAGCCCUGAGAGCGCACCCAGGGGGGAAAACUGUGUAUCAAAGCUCCGAGGAUCCCCCAGGCAACCUCGGAUCACCGGGGCCAGAGAACAACUCCCUGCCGGGCCCCCGAAGCCGACAUGCCGCGGAGGAAGCAGCAAGCGCCUCGGCGCGCCGCAGCAUAUGUCCCUGAAGAUGAGAAGGAAGCAGCCCUGUUGGAUGAGGACCUUGAUGGAGACGACUCAGCUCAGGAAGGGGAGGAGCCUGUCGCCAAGUUUCUAUGCCAGGACAGGCCAGGAUCCACUGGCUUCCAUGACUCCCCUAAUGCUGCUGACUUUUCUGGUCAGGAGCUCGACAGUGAGUCUCAUCUGAGCGAAUCCAGUGACAGAAUGUCUGAUUUUGAGAGCUCCUCGCUUAAAAAUGAGGAUGACGUCCUACUUUCUAAAGACCCCUCAAAUGCCCUGUCCCUGUCUUCCUCGUCUGCCAUGAUGGUUGCUGCCAAUGCCGCUGCCCCAGUAAGUGGAGAUGAGGCCAUAUUAGCCACAACAGGAUCAGUGGCUGACAGUCUGGAGAAGAUGAAGGCCAUUUACACCUCUUUCCUGACCAACUCCUAUUGGUCCACACUGAAUCUGAACCUGACCCAGCCCCCUGCAGAAAAACCCCCUCGCAGUCACAGCAGCAGCAGUAGUAGCAGCAGUAGCAGUAGCUGUGGUAGCGGAGGCUAUGACUGGCAUCAGACAGCUAUGGCUAAAACCCUCCAGCAGGCCUCACAGAACCACCAACACAGACUUGGCCUGGUCCAGCAUCCCACAGUGGCUAUAUCUCAAGCAUCUACAGAACCAAACCUCUUUAGUACUGUCCAGCUGUACCGACAGAGCUCCAAACUGUAUGGCUCUAUAUUCACUGGGGCCAGCAAGUUCCGCUGUAAGGACUGCAGUGCGGCCUAUGACACACUGGUGGAGCUCACAGUGCACAUGAAUGAGACAGGCCACUACCGUGAUGAUAACCACGAGACAGAUGGUGAGGGUGCAAAACGGUGGUCAAAACCCAGAAAGCGUUCCUUGCUAGAGAUGGAGGGGAAGGAGGAUGCACAGAAAGUUCUGAAGUGCAUGUACUGUGGGCACUCCUUUGAAUCUCUUCAGGAUCUAAGUGUCCAUAUGAUCAAGACGAAACACUACCAGAAAGUGCCUCUGAAAGAGCCAGUUACACCAGUGGCAGCUAAGAUUAUCUCCUCAGCUCGUAAGAGAGCUCCUAUAGACCUAGACAUCCCUAGCUCACCUGACUCUAAUGGAGGCACACCUAAGCCCACCUCGCUCAACGACUCUAAUGACAUACUCCAGAAGGUCACCAACCCUUACAUCACACCUAACAACCGCUAUGGACACCAGAACGGUGCCAGCUAUGCCUGGCAGUUUGAGUCCAGGAAGUCACAAAUCCUUAAAUGCAUGGAGUGUGGCAGCUCUCAUGACACACUGCAAGAGCUAACUGCUCACAUGAUGGUGACAGGACAUUUUAUUAAAGUCACCAACUCUGCUAUUAAGAAAGGAAAACCCAUUAUUGAGUCAUCCACCCCAGCCCCCACAUCCAAUUCAACAACUGAAGAAAGGGUCCAGUCUGUUCCCUUGGCUGCCACAACCUUCUCCCCUCCACCUGCCCCAGUGCCUCCUCCAACCAGCAUCUCCCCAACUGCCAUGGUUGUGGAGAUAAAAAAGGAGGAGAAGGAGGAGGAAUGCACUAAAGAGUCCAUCAUCAACAAUGGUAACAAUCUCAACAAGGAGAAGAAGGUAGGAGGCGAGGAUGAGGCCGAGGAGAAGUUUGAUGUUUCUUCCAAAUACACUUAUCUGACUGAGGAGGACCUGGAUGAAAGUCCAAAAGGGGGUCUUGACAUCCUGAAGUCUUUGGAGAACACAGUGACCUCAGCCAUCAACAAAGCCCAGAAUGGAGCCCCAAGCUGGGGUGGAUAUCCCAGUAUCCAUGCUGCCUACCAGCUCCCAAACAUAAUGAAGCUCUCUUUAGGCAACUCUGGGAAGAGUUCCCCCCUUAAGUACAUGUUUCAUGGAGGGGAGAUCCUCUCUCCCACUGGUAAGCCUCUGAUCUCCCCUUCCAGCCGCCAGACCUCCCCACUGCCCAAAAACAACUUCCAUGCUAUGGAGGAAUUGGUCAAGAAAGUGACAGAGAAAGUGGCCAAGGUAGAGGAGAAAAUGAGAGAGCCCAGUGGUGUUGUGAGGGGCUCUCCUCUGAGACGUACCACGCCCUCACCCAGCAACAGUGAGGCAGGGGACUCAGCCCGAGGAGAAUCCCCCAAAGAAAACAGAGCAGGAGGCUGUAAAACUCCUGAGAAUACAUGUGGAGUGGAAAAAGUAGUAGGCAAUGGAAGUGGAGCCAAUCACAGAGAUUCAAAUGGAGAUAUUUCCAUAAAAGAGUCUGUGGAGAAUGGAGUGGAGUCCACAGCUGUGACAUCCCCCCUGCCUGCCUCCCUGUGUGGCAGUACAGCUAUCAUCACAGACCAUCCACCUCCAGAACAACCAUUCGUCAACCCUCUCAGCGCACUGCAGUCAGUAAUGAACGUUCACCUGGGGAAGGCCGCUAAGCCUGCCCUGCCCUCCCUUGACCCCAUGAGCAUGCUGUUCAAGAUGAGCAACAGCCUGGCAGAGAAAGCAGCGGUCGCUGCCUCCACCCCACCAGCACAGACCAAAAAGCCCAGUAAUGACCACUUAGACCGCUACUUCUACCAGCAACAUCUAAACAAUGACCAACCCAUAGAUCUCACCAAAGGCAAAAAUGCUGACAAAAACAGCAAUAGUGGUUCUUUGGGUUCAACAGCUCUCUCUUCUACUAUCUCCACCCCAACCUCAAUUUCACCUUCCUCCACUGUCACUAUGACCAAAGCCUCAGCUGCAGUAGCUUCCUUUAUGGCCACCUCCCCUUUGAGAGAAAAUGCACUGUCAGACAUCUCUGACAUGUUGAGAAACCUGACAGAGAGUCAGGCUGUCUCUAAGGCCUCCACACCUACCAGCCUGUCCGAGCGCUCUGACAUUGAAGGUGUCACACAGGAGGAGACAGAAGAUAUUUCACCAGCCCAGAAACGUAAAGGCCGUCAGUCCAACUGGAACCCUCAACACCUCCUCAUCCUACAAGCCCAGUUUGCUUCCAGUCUGAGACAAACAAGUGAUGGCAAAUACAUGAUGUCGGACCUGAGCCCACAGGAGAGAAUGCACAUCUCCCGUUUCACUGGCCUCUCAAUGACUACAAUAUCCCACUGGUUGGCUAAUGUUAAGUACCAGCUGAGGAGAACCGGUGGCACCAAGUUCUUGAAAAACUUGGAUUCAGGUCACCCAGUGUUUUUCUGCAGCGACUGCGCCUCUCAGAUCCGCUCACCAUCCACGUAUGUCAGCCACUUGGAAUCCCACUUGGGCUUCCGUCUACGAGAUCUGGCCAAGCUUUCUGGGGAGCAGCUGCUCAGCCAGAUAUCGCAGCAACAUCAUCAACAACGCCAUACCAAAGGACUAUCUGAAAAACUGCUUUCUAAUCUUCACCCAUCCAGCCACCCUUUACCCUCCUCUCUACCCACAUCCCUACCAUCUUCCUUACCCAUCUCCCUGCCCUCAUCCUUAACCACCUCUCUGCCCUCAACUGAAUCCUCGUCACCCUCCCCCGACAACGACGACGACAGUGGGGCCGUGUACCAGUGCAAGCUCUGCAACCGGACUUUUGCAAGCAAGCAUGCGGUCAAGCUUCACCUGAGCAAGACUCAUGGGAAGUCCCCAGAGGACCAUCUCAUGUAUGUGUGUGAGCUGGAGAAACAGUAGCACUGACUGUGGACAAUGCUGCAUUCUUUUGUAAUGGCUCACUCUUUCUUGCCCUGUCUCUCUUGAGCAUUUCACAGACAUUUCUUUCGAAGAAAAUAAAGGAUUAUUAACGUGAUGGAACUGCACAAAGAUGGCAUACAACUACUGCUUUAAGUUUUGGCACAUGGUUUUAAAUUUUGUGUUGUAGCAGUUGCUUUUUCUUUUUGUUUCUCUGGCCCAAGACAGGACAGGAAUAGUGACUUUUUUCAAAAUGUGCAGACAGGGGCUGUUGUCAUUGAGAAGAUAUAGUAUAUGAAGGUUUAAAAAAAGAGAUUCUAAAAUGAAGUGGUGUGUAUUUUGAAACUUGUGUAAAUGGAAUUAAGGUCCUUUAUAUUUUGGCAUCACUGGGUUGUGAUAAGCUGCAUGCAUAAAUGAAACAGUUUAGUUAAACAUUUUAUAACUAAAUCUGGUGCACUUUCCAUGAUUUUGUUUUCUUUUUUUUCACUCUCCCGCUCGCUCUAUCUUUAUUCUUCUUUUUGCUGGAGUCAGCAUUUAAAAUUUAACCCUCUGAGUACGUUAAAGCACUUCUACACCUAAGAUCCAAACAUUAUCGACUCAAGAUUUGGGAAUUUAAGCUAUUGUGAGAAUUAGAUGGACAAUGUGUGCAUUGUGUCUGCAAUGCCCGUUUCCCAGACAUACAGUCUAAUCCUAUACAUGAAAGCAUUUCAUAAAAAGGAGAUUCUCUAUUCACUGCAAGGUUUUCAUUUUGGGCUUAAUAUUUGUCUGAGAGAUGCUUGCAGGACUUGACACAAGCAUUGUAGCUAUGUGGUAAGAAAGAAAAAAGAAAUCUGAAGUAUUUUACUUUGGUCGAUCAGGGACCUAUAUUAAUUCAGGUCUGUGUAAAAUAUGUAUAUAAAAACAUAUUAACUACUUCCUGUCUAAAUUAUGCAUCAUUUCUAUAUUUUUAAUUUAAAAGGAUUAUGACUAUCUGCUGGUGCACAGUAUAUGAAGACAUAAAUAAAAUUGUUUUGCACAAUAGUUUUAUAAAUGUGUUAUUUAAUCAAAGGAUACGAAAAAAGAUAGGUAGCAAAAGGAUGACAACAGGUGAAUCUUUUUAUUCCCAACUCGUGCUCAAAGGGUUAAAGACUCUUUUUACCAGACACUACUCUUCAUGUGCCGCUGUAUGAAGACUAAAAAGAUAUAAAAGGUUGUACAAAAAAGAUGUUACUUUAUGAAGAUAUUUCACAUGUAAACUGUUAUUUAUAAGCACUCUUGGUUGUUUCAUAUCGUUGAAUGCCUUUUCGAUUGGUCCUAUUUUUUUGUUCUGUCUAAUUACUCUGCCAUGAUUCCACACUGCAGCUUUAUCUUUUUGGGAUAUGAAAGGUAACCAUGGUUACACUAACCUCUUGAGUGACAAGUUCUGCUACAUUUUUGGCAGUUAAUUUGCUGAAGUAACUGACAGCUGCCAGUGUAGAGAAAUAAAAAAAAAUCCUUAUGUGUAAAAUAUCGGCAUGUAAACAGCACAGAUACUGUAAUGCAUUCUGUGCCGUUAGUCUUUUUCAUUUCGUUCUUUAGUUUUUCUGUUGUUGUUGUUCUUGACAAUGAACCCCCAUUAUAUGACUUCAUAUAACCUUGUUUUCUACUGCAGCAUUAAAAAAAGGAAACCGUUUUUUGCAAUAA